CUAUGGGGCAUGUAAACAACACACUCUUGUUUCUUGAAUCUUAUAUGUGGCAGAUUCUUCGACAAGGCUUCCAGUAAUUCAUCUUAACUGCUGAACAUCUAACAUAGCCGUGAACAGAAACGCACACGAAGGUGUAGGCUUUGCAUAGAAGCCUAUGUUAUGUUAUGCGGUAGCAGGGAAACGCAUUUGCCAAGAGAGCUAGUGCCGAGUCCUACGUUGGAAAAAAAUAUAGUAAAUUCCAUUCACGGAGUCAGCUGAUUCAACCACGUGACCUGCUGCUGCGAGUUGCAAACACAAAAUGGAGUUAUCCGACUCGGUACAAAAGGGUCUGCAAUAUCUCGCAGAUCCAGUGCAUUUCGAUUUGAAAACCUUUACAACGUUUACCGAUGCCGCUUUCCAGAGCCUCCUCUCCUCGCAGUCUGAAUGUGGCUUGGACAAUCCCCAACUGAAAAACAUUGACCAAACCAUUCUCAAACACUGCCACCUUGCCUGCACUACUUUCAUACUUGAGAGUGUGAAGCAAAGCGCUGACAAAUCGACAAUAAGCUCGUGCCUAGAGGAUGCCUCGUUUGACACUGAAAGGAUAGACGUGUUUUACAGUUCAUACCAGAAUCAUAAAAGGAUUCUGGAAAGCCUUUUGGAAAGUAUUGGUAGAAGUCCACCCCACAUAACAGAUGUCCUGUGGCGAUUAGACUAUUGCAUCAAGAACAGUCAUGUCCACAAGGUCAACCAGCCAUCGUAUUUGAUCUCCCUUCAUGUUGAGAAUGAUGACAGCGCAGGACCGUCGAAGGAUGUCAACUUUAACUGUACAAUGGAGCAACUUCAGGAUUUGGUGGGGAAGAUGAAGGACGCUGCGAAAAGUUUGGAAAAAGCGACACAGUCAUGAUCACCACAUUUGGCUUGGGAAUAUAGAAAAUGAAGAUAAGGUGUUUUUUUCACUUCGUACAUUCAUGUCGGAUUGGACGGGGGCUCUACAACGUCUUUUGAAUUUACAUUCAGCAAUUCGUGGCCUGUGUUUUAAACCAUACAUUUUGCUAUUAAAUCUUUACUUGAACAUGGAUACUCAA
Messenger RNA from Engraulis encrasicolus (European anchovy), 1067 nucleotides. It is a transcript of the gene commd3, whose product is annotated as COMM domain containing 3. Gene Ontology annotation, biological process: sodium ion transport. The coding region runs from base 299 to 886 and encodes 195 amino acids. NCBI's taxonomy places the organism in Eukaryota, Metazoa, Chordata, Actinopteri, Clupeiformes, Engraulidae. The record is from RefSeq and is a predicted model, not a curated record. The transcript is spliced from 8 exons.